UCGUACUCUACAGCAACAAACUUAUCAUAUUUUCAUCAUUGCCAUGGUUCAUAAAAAAAAUCACAUCAUCUUUCUAUUUUUAGCCACAUUGAACAUUUUCUUGAAAACAUCAAAUGCUGCCUCAAUUAAUGUGGUUAGCUUUGGUGCAAAAUCUGAUGGCAAACAAGAUUCAAGCAUACCUUUUCUAAGAGCAUGGUCUUCAGCAUGCAAAUCAAAUGAAGCAUCCACAAUUUAUGUUCCUGUAGGAAGUUUUUUGUUAAAACAAGUGACAUUUUGGGGUCCUUGCAUUAACAAGAUUGAUUUUAAAAUUGAUGGUAGUAUUGUUGCACCUUCAAAUUAUGGGUCACUAGGUAAUUCAGGAUAUUGGAUCUUGUUUAUGAAAGUUAAUUGGGUUUCAAUUUUUGGUGGAACUAUUGAUGGAAAGGGUGCUGGCUAUUGGCGUUGUAGAAAAGCUGGAAAGAGAUGUCCUAAUGGAGCAAGGUCUAUAUCGUUCAGUUGGUCGAACAACAUUGUAGUUAGUGGAUUAACAUCACUAAAUAGCAAGGAAAUACACAUUGCAGUGGACCAUUGCAAAAAUGUUGUGAUAAAAGAUGUGAAAAUAAGAGCUCCAAGUAGGAGCCCCAACACAGAUGGAAUAAAUGUGCAAUUUUCAACACAAGUUACAAUAAGUCAUGCUACCAUAAUGACUGGUGAUGAUUGCAUAUCCAUUAAUCAAGGUACUACUCAUGUGUGGAUUCAGCGCAUUGCUUGUGGCCCUGGUCAUGGCAUUAGCAUUGGAAGUUUGGGUGCCUAUUCAAAUGAGGCCGGAGUUGAAAACGUGACAGUGACUGAUUCGGUGUUUACUAAAACAGAAAAUGGUGUUAGAAUAAAAUCAUGGGCAAAACCAAGCAAUGGAUAUGCAAGAAACAUUGAAUUCAGAAACCUUAUCAUGCAAAAUGUUUACAAUCCCAUCAUUAUUGAUCAAAGAUAUUGCACCAAAAGGGAAUGUCCUCACAAGAGUUCUGGAGUGAAGAUAAGCAGUGUAUCAUAUGAACACAUAAAGGGGACUUCAGCAAGUCCAGUAGCUAUCAAAUUUGAUUGCAGCCAAAGCAAUCCAUGUUGGGGUCUCAAACUACAAGACAUAAACCUCGUUUACCCAAAAGGAUCCCAAACUUCAUCUUGUACAAAUGCUGGAGGAAGUAUUAGUGGAGUGGUCAAUCCAAAAAGUUGUCUUUAAAAGAAAAAUAGUUUAUCAUAAAAGUACUUGUACUUGCAUUUGAUAUUUGUUAGAAUUACUUAAAUAUCCUAUUACUUGAAUUAUUGAAUUUAUUGUGUUUGGAAUAUUUAUUCUCUAUAUCACUA
Cicer arietinum (chickpea) is the source of this 1341-nucleotide messenger RNA. Its product is annotated as polygalacturonase. Gene Ontology annotation, biological process: carbohydrate metabolic process. Gene Ontology annotation, molecular function: polygalacturonase activity. The record is from RefSeq and is a predicted model, not a curated record. NCBI's taxonomy places the organism in Eukaryota, Viridiplantae, Streptophyta, Magnoliopsida, Fabales, Fabaceae.